Molecule: messenger RNA, 858 nt
Organism: Bicyclus anynana (squinting bush brown)
Lineage: Eukaryota; Metazoa; Arthropoda; Insecta; Lepidoptera; Nymphalidae
Product: pancreatic triacylglycerol lipase-like
Exons: 6
Coding region: 1-858 (285 amino acids)
Molecular function (GO): lipase activity
Source: RefSeq, a predicted model, not a curated record
AUGGCACACGGCUUCAACUUGGGUCCAACACAAAUAGUCUUCCAUUUAUUUACAAGAAAUAACCCUAGACAAAGCCAACCGCUGCUCGUGUCGCAGGCAUCUAUAUUGUCUUCAUCGUUCCAAUAUGAGUCUCGAACGUACAUCACGAUUCACAGCUAUGGACAAGGCGUAGCUGGAAACUUCAAUGCUCAUGUAGUCCCCGCGUUUCUCGCCGUAGAAGACGCAAACGUGAUCGCCGUUGACUGGAGCCCCGGCGCUUCGGUGUACGUCCAAGGUCUCGCCAAUAUUCCCCAAGUCGGAGACCGUAUUGCGCAGUUUGUGAACCUACUGAGCAACGACUUUAGCUACAGUACCGCUAACAUUCGCAUCGUUGGCGUCGGCCUCGGUGGCCAUGCUGCAGGCAUCGCUGCCAGAGGAGUCACUGGAACUAUUCCUCAUAUUAUUGCUCUCGAUCCUUCUCUUCACGGAUGGCCCCAUCAUCCUCAGAAACUGAAUAAGAACGACGCUGAAGUUGUUGAAGUUAUUCACACCACAGCUGGACAUUAUGGAUAUGAUGAGCCCUUGGGUGACUUGGACUUUUAUCCCAACGGUGGUUCUCGGCAAAUUGGUUGUGGAACUGACGUAGCCUGCUCCCAUAGCUACGCCUACAUCUUUUACGCUGAGUCAGUACACGCGGAUGUGACCAACGCAAAUGCGCCCAGAUUCGUUGGCACUGCUUGUGGUUCUUUGGAAGAGGCCACUACUUUAAGUUGUGCUGGCGCACGUGAUGCUAUUUUCGGUGGAAUUGCCGCGAAGACAGGCAAAAGCGGCAUAUACUCGUUCCACACCAACUAUGAACGUCCGUUUGCCAAAAACUAA